Otolemur garnettii (small-eared galago) is the source of this 6032-nucleotide messenger RNA. RefSeq names its product protein tyrosine phosphatase, non-receptor type 11 (gene PTPN11). NCBI's taxonomy places the organism in Eukaryota, Metazoa, Chordata, Mammalia, Primates, Galagidae. Gene Ontology annotation, molecular function: protein tyrosine phosphatase activity. Bases 213 to 2006 code for a protein of 597 amino acids. The record is from RefSeq and is a predicted model, not a curated record. Gene Ontology annotation, biological process: protein dephosphorylation. The transcript is spliced from 16 exons.
AGGGCGGGGGAGGAGGAGGAGCGAGCCGGACCAGGGGGCGGCUGCACAAUCUCCGGGAUCCCCAGGCCUGGAGGGGGGUCUGCGCGCGGCCGGCUGGCUCUGUCCCGCGUCCGGUCCCGAGCGGGCCUCCCUCGGGCCAGCCCGAUGUGACCAAGCCCAGCUGAGCCUGAGCAAGGAGCGGGUCCGUCGCGGAGCCGGAGGGCGGGAGGAACAUGACAUCGCGGAGAUGGUUUCACCCAAAUAUCACUGGCGUGGAGGCAGAAAACCUACUGUUGACAAGAGGAGUUGAUGGCAGUUUUUUGGCAAGGCCCAGUAAAAGUAACCCUGGAGACUUUACACUUUCUGUUAGAAGAAAUGGAGCUGUCACUCACAUCAAGAUCCAGAACACUGGUGAUUACUAUGACCUGUAUGGUGGGGAGAAGUUUGCCACCUUGGCUGAGUUGGUCCAGUAUUACAUGGAACAUCAUGGGCAAUUAAAAGAGAAGAAUGGAGAUGUUAUUGAGCUCAAAUAUCCUCUGAAUUGUGCAGAUCCUACCUCUGAAAGGUGGUUUCAUGGACACCUCUCUGGGAAAGAAGCAGAGAAAUUACUAACUGAAAAAGGAAAGCAUGGUAGCUUUCUUGUACGAGAGAGCCAGAGUCACCCCGGAGAUUUUGUUCUCUCUGUGCGCACUGGUGAUGACAAAGGGGAGAGCAAUGACGGCAAAUCUAAAGUGACCCAUGUCAUGAUUCGCUGUCAGGAACUAAAAUACGAUGUUGGUGGAGGAGAGCGGUUCGAUUCUUUAACAGAUCUUGUGGAACAUUACAAGAAGAAUCCUAUGGUAGAAACUUUGGGUACAGUACUGCAACUCAAGCAGCCCCUCAACACAACUCGUAUUAAUGCUGCUGAAAUAGAAAGCAGGGUUCGAGAACUAAGCAAAUUGGCUGAGACCACAGAUAAAGUCAAACAAGGCUUUUGGGAAGAAUUUGAGACACUACAACAACAGGAGUGUAAACUUCUCUACAGCCGUAAAGAAGGUCAAAGGCAAGAAAAUAAAAACAAAAAUAGAUAUAAAAACAUUCUGCCCUUUGAUCAUACCAGAGUUGUCCUCCAUGACGGUGAUCCCAAUGAGCCUGUUUCAGAUUACAUCAACGCAAAUAUUAUCAUGCCCGAAUUUGAAACCAAGUGCAACAAUUCAAAGCCCAAAAAGAGUUAUAUCGCCACACAAGGCUGCCUGCAAAACACGGUGAAUGACUUUUGGCGGAUGGUAUUCCAAGAGAAUUCCCGAGUGAUUGUCAUGACAACAAAAGAAGUGGAGAGGGGAAAGAGUAAAUGUGUCAAAUACUGGCCUGAUGAAUAUGCCCUAAAGGAAUAUGGGGUCAUGCGCGUUAGGAAUGUCAAAGAAAGUGCUGCUCAUGACUAUACAUUAAGAGAACUUAAACUUUCGAAGGUUGGACAAGCUUUACUCCAGGGGAAUACGGAGAGAACGGUCUGGCAAUACCACUUUCGGACCUGGCCGGACCAUGGAGUGCCCAGUGACCCUGGCGGUGUGCUGGACUUCUUGGAGGAGGUCCACCACAAGCAGGAGAGCAUCAUGGACGCAGGGCCGGUGGUGGUGCACUGCAGUGCUGGAAUUGGCCGGACUGGGACUUUCAUCGUGAUUGAUAUCCUUAUUGACAUCAUCAGAGAGAAAGGUGUUGACUGUGACAUUGACGUUCCAAAAACCAUCCAGAUGGUGCGAUCUCAAAGGUCAGGAAUGGUCCAGACAGAAGCACAGUACCGAUUUAUCUAUAUGGCCGUCCAGCAUUAUAUUGAAACACUACAGCGCAGGAUUGAAGAAGAGCAGAAAAGCAAGAGGAAAGGGCACGAAUAUACAAAUAUUAAGUAUUCUCUAGCGGAUCAGACCAGUGGAGAUCAGAGCCCCCUCCCGCCUUGUACCCCAACGCCGCCCUGUGCAGAAAUGAGGGAAGAUAAUGCUAGAGUCUAUGAAAACGUGGGCCUGAUGCAGCAGCAGAAAAGCUUCAGAUGAGAAGAACUGCCAAAACUUCAGCACAGAAAUAGAUAAUGGACUUUCACCCUUUUCCCUAAAAAGAUCAAGAACAGAUGCAAGAAAGUUUAUGUGAAGAAUGAAUUUGGAUUCGGAAGGCUUGCAUUGUGAUAGACUAUCUUUUAAUAAGCAAAAUUUGAAACCAUUUAAAGAUUGCUGUAUUUUAACUCAAUACCUGAUUUCCAAUUAUUCAUUUCCUCAGAUAAGAAGAAAUCAUCUCUACAAUGUAGACAAUGUUAUAUAUUUUAUAGAAUUUUGUUUUAAAUUGAGGAAGCAGUUAAAUUGUACUCUGUGUUUUACAGAUUAUGAGGAUUCAAAUUCUAAGUAUGGGCAGUUUUUUUUUUUUUUUCUUUUUAUAACCGUAACCAAUUUAAUUUUUUUUCUCUUAGUGGGAGAUGAUAGGGCACUUAUAAAAAGUGAUUUGGGAAAAUUAAGUAACAACAUCCUGGAGAAGUGAGAACAAUCUCAUUUACUAUCACUUAUCCAGUAGUGGAUAAUUGAUUUUGAUGGCUUCUUUUUUUGGCUAAAUGAUAAUUAAGCCAGGGUCUGAGACUGUCAGAUGCUGACUAUAUUUGCAUUGCCAUUAAAGAAUCAUAGAGGGAAAAAAAUCGUAAAAAUCUUUAUGAAUUAGGAUAAAGAGGUGUGUUUUCUUCUUAGCUGAAUGGUAAUUGGGGUCAUCUGCUAUUGACUGAGACAGUUGUGGUGGGAAAAUGUUUGCCACGUUUCCUUUCAUUUGAGUAAAUUGUCUUGUGUUUAGGAAAAGGCAUCUAUGGAUAAGCAGUGUUUUGGGUUGUCAGAUGUUGCUGACAAAUCACCCCACAACUUUCGUGGCUUAAACAACCCCGUCCUACUCCCAGCCAUUCUUCCAUCUGAGCGGAGCUCAGUUGAGCUCUUCUUCUGUUGGCCUUGCUGAUGGUUGCUCAUGUGGUCAUCACAUUGGCAGAAACUGAAUGGCUGGGCUUCUUUCUCUGUGUGCAGUCCUCUAGAUCUCCCCUUCUCCUGUGGCCUCCAUAGCAGGGUAUCUAGACCUCUCAUUUGCAGCUCAGCGCUUCCAAGAGCUGGAAAGCAGAGGCAGCCAGGCCGUCUUAAGACUUAAAGUUCAGAAGUGUCACAUCAUCCCUUCUACUGCCCUCUAUUGGUGAAACAAGGCAUGCCAGGCCAAGAUUCAAGAUGAGAGUGUGGAGGCGCAGUUCAUGGUGGGGGGUGGGGAGCAGGGAGGGCAUCAGUCUCAUAGAUUGUUAUAGCCAGUGCCAUGGAAAGUCAACUAUAUUAGCAAAAGUAGAAACCCUGGGAAGCUGAAGCUGCUUAUAAUAGGUGGUAGAAGUUGAAAGUCAAACUGAGGAGUAAAGAGAGGGCCUUUAAGAAGCUUCAUCAACCAUUUCUGCCAGCUCUGAGCAUAUUUUGUGAAGCAGCACUUGGGAAAACUGGUCUUGUCAGGAUACAUGUGUUUAGGGGGGGCAGAGCUUUUGAGAGUGGAACCACCCCAUCAUUGAGCACCCACAGACUGUGGGAAAUGUGACGCUUUCUUAAUGCCACCAGUUCUUAGUCAUACCACAGCGAGAAGGAACCGUCCUAACAGGCCUCCAGCCAGAUUGAAUUAGCUCAUUUUUGUUUUAGCCAAGCAGUAAGAUUUGCUAAUGUUCUACCUUAAGUGCCUUCUCUGAAGACAUCCUUCUUUGCCUAGUGUGUUGAAUCAUCACCCAAUGAGUAUAUUUCAAUGAAAAUAUCCUCAGUUGACUUUUUUGUAACAAUAAUAAAAUGCUACAGCAACUUUGCUGUGAAGUUGCGAUCUCCUCUGAUUUUUCUGGCUUUGGCUCCUGAAAGGAAGGCCUAGAUUCGGCCCUGGUAGUUAUUUUCUGAGGUCUUGCAGUCCCUUGAAUCCUUGAAGCAGUUUGGAGCUCAGUGGCUGCCAUGGUCAGAGACAAAACAUACUUUUAACACCCCCAUCAUACCUGCCCCAAAUUCAUUCAACUUAGAAUUGCUCAGAACACAGGUGUGGCCUGGAGGUCUUACCUGAGGGGAAUGCCUUGACUGCUGUCUUCCUGACAAGCCUGUAAAGAAAGAUUUCAGUUCAGUAUUUACAAUGAGUAUCUUGAAUCUUGUUCUUUUUAUUGCAUUAUCAUGUUGAAUCAUUCUCCAUUUUGCUUCAAUUUUGUAGUAAUGUCUUGACUUUGGGGACAAAGUCUUUCACCAGCAUACAAGGGUUUGAUUGUACAGAUAUAUCUGCUGCAUUAAUGCCUCUGCCUGUAGCUUAAGAUCAGUUAUUUUUGCACUUGGGAUGGAAAUACCUGAUCUUGGCUAGCUUUGUUUGUUAUAGAACAUUGAUUUCAUUUAGAUUUCCCUCCACAAGGUCAGAAAACUGUUAUCUUGUUAUGUAAACUUACGCCAAGACAAGAUUUAUUAGUCCCUAGGUUGCUAAGGUUUGUCAUGUGUUUGGUAAAAGGCGAUUGCAGGUUCUCAGAUUAGGUUACUUUAUGUGGAAUGGAAUCAGGCAGAAGGGCUGGGAUGGUGGGUGGGUGGGUAGGGGAGAUUGAGGUACAGAUUUUUAAAAAUAGUGGAAAUGAAAGUUCCAGAAGAUGGUUUUUGAGGAAGUGAAGGGGCCCAGGGCAGAGCAGUCAGUAAUGGGUGAAACAGGUGUGAUAGAUACACAUGAGUCUACUUUUAGGUUGCUGGUAGACACUAAAUAUUCUGUAGCUGGCUGAGUAUUUUAAAAUUAUAGGCAUAGGAUUUUAUAUUUAGGGUAUGAGAAUUAUCUGGCAUGUAGUAUUGGGUUUUCAAAAAAAAAAAAAAGCCAAAUUUCAGAGUCUUACUAGCUUUUUUUUACAAAAAUAAAAAAGAUACCUCGUGUCCAAUGUGUGGCCCUCUGAAACUUACAGUUGUCUCUCCCAUUGAAAUCAAUGUCUUUUCAAGUGUGGCUGAAUGGGGACGAGGAAAUAUAGAUAGGACUUGGCAUCUGCGUUCUUUACAGGGCCCAGUUGCUUUGGAACAGCCAAAAAAAUGGUCAAGGUUAUUUUUAGGGGUUAUUUUACUGGGGAUUUUAAGAACUAAUACAACAUCUUGAGUUAUUUCUAGUUCAGGGGAAUGUGGGAAGGUAUGCAAUUGUGAAGUGUUUUGUUGUAGAUUAGUAUCCAUAAAGGAAACUUAGACUAUAGACAUAAAUAUAAACCCAGUGCAGUUUUUGUUUUCUGUAUGUUGUUGGGGGAAUAAAGUUUUUUAUAUAGCAAGCACAUGGCCUCCCUGAUUUCAAGAUGCCUUUAUUAGGAUCUGUAUUACCCCUUCAUUUUGUUGAAAUCUUUUUCCUUCUUCCUCUUGAAAAAUAAGUUCCAAAAUAUAGUUCAUUGUAUUCUCCAUCACUAAAAAGUUUAUUUCUUUUUCACUAUGGGCAGUUCACACAAGGCAAAAAUAUUAGACAGUUGUUUUUAGUGUAUUGUAUAACUUUGCUGUAUAUCAAACUAAUUCUUACAAGUUUUCAUCCUAAACCUCAAAUCAUGUAAUUAAUAAUUUGCCUGUUUAUUUAUGACCUAAUUGUGAUUCUUUAUUAAUAAAAGCUAAUGGAAAAGAAUUCUUUAUUAAGCAGAUGACUAGACCUACAAUUAAUUUUCCUGCAGUAUAUGAAGAAGUAUUGUACCAGAGUAUUAAAAAAUAUGUAAUAUUUUAUUGAUAAAUCUAUCCUUUAAAAGGAAUACAUUUUAGGAUGUCAUCAUUUUGAUGUGAAUCAUGUAAAUGUUGAUAAUAUGCUGUUUAUUAUACAUUUAGUGUUUCAAGAGAUUCACUUAAUUGCCUUUUUGCCCACAUAUAUUAUGUAGUCUAUUUGCAGUUGUUUUUAAAAAAUGACAUUAAAAGAAUAGUUUAUGUAGAGAAACAUUAGUGGAUAUUAAUUGUCUCCCCACCUGUAUUUAUGGGUGUUAGUUCAGCUGCUUUGCUAGUUGCAAAGCUGUAUUAUUAGAAUAAAGUGUAUUUGUAAACUGUAUGGAACUAAAAAUUAGGAAUAAAACCAUUUUCUUAUAU